AUGUCCAACAGUUGCCUGUGGAAGAAAGGCCAAGGCAAGACCGGCGAGCGCACCCGCUGGCUUAACUCGCCCAAUGUGUACCAGAAGGUCGAGGUUCUGGAGACCGGCACCAGCGACCCCAAGAAGAUCACCAAGUGGGUGGACGCUAACAACGACGAGUGGGUUCAGGAUGGAUCGCCGGCGCAUUCGAGCACGCCAGUCAAGAUUGAUACACUACAAUUUGUGCCCAAAAACACCAACCCUAAGGAGUUCAAGGCGUUGCAACAACAGAUUAAAGAGAAUCGUCGCGCAGACAAGAUAAGCGCUGGACCUCAGUCGCAUAUCCUCGAGGGAGUCACUUGGGACGAAGCUAGCAAGCUGGUGGGAGAAGACGCUGCCAAUACGCACACUGGGGACCACGUGGUGCUCAUGGGCGCAGCAUCCAAAGGCAUUAUCCAACGGGGGUACCAACACAACGCGACCGUCUACAGCGCGCCGUACGCUCGCAACCCGUUCGACCACGUGACCGACCGGGAGAUCGACGAGUACCGCCGCGUGGUGGAGCGCAAGCAGCGCGGCAACGAGUAUGACACCGACCUGUCUGAAUCUGAGGCGAUUAGCGCGGCGCAAAUCACAUCGCCCGCCAGCGCUCCUUCGGAGACCGAGGAGGAGUCCAGGGAUGAACACCGAGUGCUGAGAAUAGAGACCAAGCAGGCGCCAGUGAGGAGUCAACCGGAGGUCGUGCUGAGUGAUGAUGAGUUCCUGAACGCCGAACGCGCUCACGCGGACAGGACUAAAGAAGUGGCACAACCGGAUCCGAACCUGUUGCCUGAUGAUGAAGUGUUCCUGUCUUCCGGCACCGCGUCUCCGGCGCCCGUGGUUGUGGUCCGAGGUCCCAUCAGAGCACCACGCGAUCCGAACCUGUUAUCAGACGACGAAGUCUUCCUUGAUUCGUCGGUGUCAAGCGCGCCGCCGCCGACCAAAGAAGUGGUGGUCAGGUCGCAACAGGUCGCCGCAGUUCAACGCGUGGUCGUUAGAGGCGAGCACACUGUCAACGGGGAUCACUCGGAUGCGCAUCAGAGCACAUUUUCGCAUAGCAGUAAAGAGGGAUCACCCUCCAAGGAGGUGUCGACGGAGGACUCUCCUAAGAAAGAUAAGAAGAAGAAGAAAGGCCUGAGAACGCCCUCCUUCUUGAAGAAGAAGAAAGAGAAAAAGAAGGACAAGUCCAGCACGCCACAGCCCGCCUAGAGAUAUAACUACAAACACACACUGCCAUCUCGCUUUCAAGUUUUACUUGUAUUUUAUAAAUAAGGUUCUGGUUCGCCUCGAUGUACUAAGCUUAGAGUGAGCUAAUAGGCAAUCGCAUGCUAUCUCUUUCACACCACUUAAAAGUCUUAUCAAAAUCGGUACAGCCGACCAGCAAGACUUAUUUUGAGCUUCCUUUAUUACUGUCCAAAAGGUAAUUUUUUUUUAGUAAUUUUUACCCAAUUAUGUAUUUUAAAAUAUAUUUUAGCUGUGGUUCUUAGAGAUAUCAUGUGAUUGAGUUGUGAAGCGCAGAAAUCUAAUUUGUAUUUUGAAAUCAAUUCAAUGUAUUUUUAAUUAAAACACCCGAUUUACAUUUUUUAAAUUACUUUUUAAGUGUGCAAUAAAUAGCAAAAUAUGCAAUUUCAAAUGUAAAAAAAUGAAAAAAUAUGUUGGAUCGAUAUCAAAAACAAAUGUAAAAUCGACCCCGUAGUGUCUUGUAUUCGCAAAAACUGUCUCUUAGCUGUGUGUAUGAUAUUACAAUAUUAUAUUUAUAUGAUGAACAUUUGCAUUUAAAAUAUGAAAACAGUUUAUAUUAUUUAAAACAUAUUUUUGAAACAGUGAAUAUUUUUUGCGCCGCUACUAAUUUAUUAUAAAAAAUAUUUGACAAAUAUUUUUAAUAUUAGAUGCAUUAGCCUGUUCUUUGCAAAAACCUAAAACAGACCACUAGCGACAUCUAGUGAACAUAUUUUUAUUUACAUUUCUUAAUUUUUCGCUUUUAAUAUUAGCCAAUACAUUUGGUUGAGAGCGUAUUUACAACGCUGUGUGUGCGUACACGUACAUAUAUUUUGCACUACUUAUUAUUUACCUACUUUAAUUUUAUUAAAAGUCUUUGUAUUGAAAUGUCUUUUCGUAUGGUUUUUGGUGUGAAAUGAAUUCUAUUGCUUGAUUGUUCACUAAGCCUAAAACUAAAUUAGUUAUUUUCUGCUUAGAGACUAAAAAGACGAAAAAGGAAAAACUAAAAAUGAAAAAUCAGUUCAAGUUUUAGU
Ostrinia furnacalis (Asian corn borer) is the source of this 2270-nucleotide messenger RNA. Its product is annotated as protein hu-li tai shao-like. Gene Ontology annotation, cellular component: plasma membrane; cytoskeleton; postsynaptic density. The transcript has 14 exons. Lineage: Eukaryota; Metazoa; Arthropoda; Insecta; Lepidoptera; Crambidae. The coding region runs from base 1 to 1227 and encodes 408 amino acids. The record is from RefSeq and is a predicted model, not a curated record. Gene Ontology annotation, molecular function: actin filament binding.